Elephantulus edwardii (Cape elephant shrew) is the source of this 1536-nucleotide messenger RNA. RefSeq names its product zinc finger protein 18-like. The transcript is spliced from 8 exons. The record is from RefSeq and is a predicted model, not a curated record. NCBI's taxonomy places the organism in Eukaryota, Metazoa, Chordata, Mammalia, Macroscelidea, Macroscelididae. Gene Ontology annotation, biological process: regulation of transcription by RNA polymerase II. The coding region runs from base 1 to 1536 and encodes 511 amino acids. Gene Ontology annotation, molecular function: RNA polymerase II cis-regulatory region sequence-specific DNA binding; DNA-binding transcription factor activity, RNA polymerase II-specific.
AUGCCAUUGGAAAUGGGACAGUCUCUGGUACAGGUGCCACCACUGGGAAAAGCAGAGGACUCACCACUGCCUGGAGCAGCUGCUGCCCCUCAAGGGGAGCUCUCCAGCCUUGAAGCUGCCCGGCAGCUUUUCCGACGCUUUCAGUACCAGGUGCUGUCUGGGCCCCAUGAGACCCUGAGGCAACUUCAGAAGCUCUGUUUCCAGUGGCUGCAGCCAGACGUUCACAGCAAAGAGCAGAUCCUGGAGCUCCUCAUGUUGGAGCAGUUCCUGACCAUCCUGCCUGGGGAGAUCCAGACAUGGGUGCACACACAGUGUCCCAGCAGUGGAGAGGAGGCAGUGACGCUGGUGGAGAGCUUGAAGGGCGAACCCCAGAGACUGUGGCAGUGGAUCAGCAGCCGGGUUCUGGGACAGGAAAGCUCACCUGAGAAGGUGGAAUCUACAGACUGCCAAGUGAGGGAGGCAGAGGCCAGUCCUGAAGUGGUGCUUCAGGUGCUGGGACUUCAGAAUUCAGCCUCAGGGCCUGAGGAGCAGCUGAGCCUCAUCAUCAAAGAGGAAGCUGUCACUGAGCCAGAAUUAGUGAUAGCUGGUCCCCAGCUGCUUUGCAGAUCCAGGGAAAGGCUCAUCAGCAACCAGGACUCUGAAGACUCCCUUCUUCAAGCAUCAUCUCAGGAGCAGUUGAGGCACUUGGAUUCUACUCAGAAGGAGCACUACUGGAACCUCAUGCUGGAGAACUAUGGGAAAAUGGUGUCAGGAGACACUGCCAGUUCCAAACCUGACCCAGCUAAUUCAGCAGAGUGUGGUGAAGAGCUGGUAAGGCUGCCCCUUCAUGCCAGCAAGAAGAUCCAAGCUCCCACCUGCAAUGGAGAGAAGCAGGAGAACAGCAAAGAGAAUCUAAACUUGGAAACCUGUUGGGACCAACAGCCUCCAGAUGUCCCUUGUCACAUCUCAGGAGAGGCCCAUCCUCAGAGUUCAGACUUUAUGAAGCAUCAGAGAAUCCAUACAGGAGAGAAGCCUUGCAAGUGUGAUCACUGUGGGAAAGGUUUCAGGGACUUUUCCGGAUUACGCCACCAUGAGAAAAUCCACACAGGAGAGAAACUCUAUAAGUGUCCUCUUUGUGAAAAGAGUUUCCUCCACAAAUCCCACUUUAAUAGACACCAGUCCGACUUUAGUAGACACCAACAGAUACACACAGGAGAGAAACCCUAUAAAUGUUCACUCUGUGAAAAAAGUUUCAUUCGGCGGUCCACUUUAAAUACACACCAGCGGCUGCACACAGGUGAGAAACCCUAUGAAUGUUCUCUCUGUGAAAAGAGUUUCAUUCAGAUGUCUUCCUUUAAAAAGCACCAGCAUUUCCACACAGGAGAGAAACCUUAUAAAUGUCCUCUCUGUGGAAAUAAUUUCAUGCAGUGGUCUGACUUUAAUAGACACCAGUGGGUCCACACAGGAGAGAAACCCUAUAAAUGUCCUCUCUGUGAAAAGAGUUUCAUUAAGAGGUGCAGCUUAAACAGACACCACCAGGUCCACACAGGGGAGUAA